Messenger RNA from Ixodes scapularis (black-legged tick), 2360 nucleotides. Its product is annotated as beta-1,3-galactosyltransferase 6. Gene Ontology annotation, molecular function: UDP-galactosyltransferase activity. The transcript has a single exon. NCBI's taxonomy places the organism in Eukaryota, Metazoa, Arthropoda, Arachnida, Ixodida, Ixodidae. The record is from RefSeq and is a predicted model, not a curated record. Gene Ontology annotation, biological process: glycosaminoglycan biosynthetic process. The coding region runs from base 291 to 1334 and encodes 347 amino acids. Gene Ontology annotation, cellular component: membrane.
UUUAUGCCUGGUGUUCUGUUGCUCUCGUAGGUUGCUCUGUUGCUCUAGCUUCUGCAUUUCUGUUUUCACUUUCCGAAGGGACGUGCCGCUGGCUGUGGCCACUGGCAUGUUACGAUGUCACCCGACUCGAAAGACUGGAUUGCUAGAAAUGUGCGAGCCUCGCGUAUGUACCGUGCUUCAUACUCCCUCUCAAAAUCUCUUCGGAGCGCGCCAGUUCAAACCAUAUCUGAAUUGACUCCCGGUGCAUCCUUCAGUCAACGCUUGCCCAGCGUUCACUACAACCAUGCCGGAUGAUGUGGAUGGACGAAUCUCACCGUUGCUGGCUUAUCCACACUACCCAGGUACAUCGACGUCUCGCAAAACCUCCGGUCACCAUGCCCAGACUCCCCCGUUGUUACGUUCGGGCCACUUUCUGGUUCAUAAUCGGAAUCAUUCUCGGCUGGCGACUGUGUUCGAUACGCGACACACAGGACCAAGCCAGUGCGAACAGCGAUCAUGAAGGCUGGGUGUCUAGAACUACCUUGUUUGUGGCUGUCCUGUCAAGUCCGGGUGGAGCCGAGCUCCGCACGGCAGCGCGCAACACCUGGCUCCGCCUCGGAGCUGGCAAACCCGUCGCGCACAGGUUUUUCGUGGGCACCAAGGGACUCCCGGGUACGCAGAUCCAAUCCUUGGAACAAGAAAGCCGAAACCACAACGAUGACAUCGUGCUCCUCCGUAACCACGAAGACAGCUACGACACCCUCGCUGCCAAAAUGCUCGCCAUCUUCGACUGGACGGCGACUGUGUACAAGUUCGACUUCUUCCUCAAGCUCGACGACGAUUCCCUGGCGCGAGUCGACUCCAUCUGCCUGGAACUCGACAAAUUCGCCAAGUUCCCUAACCUCUACUGGGGCUUCUUCGCGGGCAACGCGCCGGUGUUCAGGACGGGCAAGUGGGCCGAGAAGGACUGGUUCUUGAGCGACAGGUACCUUCCCUACGCCAGGGGCGGAGGCUACGUCCUGUCGUACACCUUGGUCCUGUACCUGAGCGCAAACUCGCACCACCUACAGCACUACAAGAGCGAGGAUGUGGCAGUUGGGGUUUGGCUUUCCGGGCUCAAGGUGAAGCGGGUUCACGACCCUAGGUUCGACACGGAGUACAGGUCGCGAGGGUGCUCCAACAGCUACCUCGUCACCCACAAGCAGACGGCGCGGAUGAUGUUCGACAAGCACAAGAGCCUCAAGGAGAACGGUGUCCUGUGUCCGUCCCAGGUGCGUUGGCGGAGGUCCUACGUGUACAACUGGAAGGUGCCGCCGUCACAAUGCUGUGUCCGUAACGACAGUAGGAUACCCUAAGGUGGCCGUGUAGCCUGUGCGGAAUAGCGUGUGCCAAAGCGAAACUUCGUUCUGUAGGACUGUGCGACGUAGUGAUGCAGAUAGUCACAAUUAUAGUUAUUGCAAUGACUUGAGGGCAUGAGCUGGAUUGCCUUGGAGCAAGGAGAAGUGUUUUAACUCCUCACGACUGCGUUCGUCUGGUCUAGGUCAGCCUCAUGAACGUUUUUUUUUUCUUCUGUUGCGAUGAAUGAGCAAACAUACCUGCAUUGAAGAUAGGCAUUUGUGGCUUUAUAUAUACACUCAUCACUCAAGCUUUCCUUUGUUUGCUUUGCUUCACAGCAAACUUAAUAUCCUUGUUGAAAUGGUUACAACAGUCUGAAAAUGGCAAAAAACAGCUAGAGAUCUUAGCUCUGGUUCGAAUUAAGAUGAAGGAAGAACGGGCAGAUUGGGCUGCUUUCCAUGAUAUGUAUGAUAUUUUACUGCUUAAUGCCUGUUAAAGACCCCAGUGGUACUGCACUGGCUAAAUUUCUUGUCUUUGGGAGACAACAGACACCCAUGUUGGAGCUGACUAACUUCCUGCUGUCUAGGCAUAAACACAACACUUUUAUUACUGUCAAGGUGUAUGACGUAAACUUGGGAAGUAUGUCAAGAAGAAAAGACUUUCUAAUAGACAUGCCACCAGAAAUGCAUGAAAUGCAGGGUGCCAGCUUUCAAACUUACAGUUGACAAUGCUUUUAAGGCUGAAAUAGAAGCUCUAUAAAAUCAGAGCUCCAUAUAUAUAAUGCAUCACUCUAGGUUUGUCUUUUAUCAUUUCUUGGGCUAUUUUCAAAAUAUAAACGAGCAAAGACAAAAAAAAAUAAUACCAACAAAAAUUUGAUGGCACAUGCCCAGGCCUGAUUUACAAUAAUGCCAAGACUGUUUCAAAAUGAUAUGAUAGCUGGACAAACAUUUAACCCUUGCCUUCUCAACUUUUUCUUCAAGGCAUGUACAGCAAAGUUUUAUUUUAAACACAAUUUGAAUUAAAAUAAGACAUAAAUAUUUCCUCAA